Messenger RNA from Mercenaria mercenaria, 8990 nucleotides. RefSeq lists its product as uncharacterized. The record is from RefSeq and is a predicted model, not a curated record. Gene Ontology annotation, molecular function: protein binding. Bases 85 to 3582 code for a protein of 1165 amino acids. Lineage: Eukaryota; Metazoa; Mollusca; Bivalvia; Venerida; Veneridae. The transcript has 17 exons.
GCAAAACAGGCAACGGUAUUAAUUACCAGAGACGACGAACGUUUUCUAAGAGCCUCCAUAUUGCUGCUUAAGGGAGGACGGUUAAUGUCAAAAGAAGUUUUGAACAGAGAAUUGAAAAAUGCCGGGGAAGAUCUUGAUACAAUUCUUAAAAAUCACGAAAGAAAACUCAGGCACAAAUUUGUAAACAAACAAAAUCAGAAGUUGUUUCCAACCGCUGGAGGAACGGACGUAGAAACAUGGGAUUUACCUAUGCUUUUAACAGUGACACUGACAGUGUUUAAGAAAUCGCUAGACGACGGUGACAUACAGGCCUUGAAAUCUAUAAAGUAUAUGAGAGAUGAGGUUUAUGCCCAUACUCAUUCUUCUUCCCUAUGUGUCGAUGAAUAUGACGAAAUCCGGACAAAGAUAGAAAAUGCACUUACUUCACUCUCGAAUGGGUUAAGCGACAAUCUGAAAGACGACUGCACAACGAUUAUUCAUGUAUGCAAAGAAGAAGCUAUCAGCCCUACAUUAAAAGCGGAACUUACGGAACAGCUGGAAAAAACAGAGGAUUCGUUUCAGGCUAUAAUGGGCAAACUCAGAGACAAUAACGAACUUCUUUGCGAAAUGAGAAAAGAAAUAAUGGACAAACUAAACAAAAUGAGUGUGAUUGAAGACCGAUGUGAAAAGAUUAUAAAAGUGAUAGAUACUGAUCUUACGUUGAGUGGAGCUGUGAAUGAAAGCAAUGACAUAGACUUUGUUGAAGGAAUAAUCACAACGGUUAUUAAUAAAGCAAUAAAGAAAGUCGGAAACGAAAAUGACUAUCCGAGAAUUCGCAGCGUUGUUGACAACAUUCUUAAAGACAUUGAACAAAUGCCUGAUGUGGAAAUACUAUCAGCAGAACACAAGUGCAUCCUUCUUAAAUUUAGAUGUACAACUUAUAAUGGUAUAUUAAACCUGCUGAUGUAUUUGGAGAGCAGAAGCUUCCUGGAUUCUCUAAAUGAUCUUGACCUAGCACUGCGUUCUACUCUCCCUAAUGUGAGCAGUCAAUUUAGACUUGAUGUGACAGUUACACCAGAAUCUAUGAAGAACCUGUUAGAUGAACUAAGAGCGAAAGCAAUGGAAGCUACGAGGAAUGAACGAACCAUACGAGUACCGAUAAAGGUUAAAUCAGCACAAGGUAUUGGACACAUAUGGUCGCUGUUUGAAACUGGCGGAGCUACAAAAAGAUUGAAUGAAUUAUCAGAAGCUGUAUUCGAUGAGUUAAAUACAAAAAUAACAGUUACACCUUCUGUGAAUUUACAGCAGGUACAGGCAGCCAUUAAGGAAGCAGAAGAGUCACGAAGAGCGGUUAAAGGCGAUGUUUAUCCUCCUGUUGGAAGACGCAAAUUAGCCGAUCAAGCAAAACCGGAUCCACCAGCUGACUUGGAGGUGGAAAAGGUUUCAAAGGGCAGUGUUGCUUUGAAAUGGAACGCUGGGUUUGAUGGGGGAUUGCCACAACAGUUUAAAGUUCGAUAUAAGGCAGCAGGAGGUAGACAGAAUUUAGUCGAUGUUCAGCCACCGGGAAGCACUUACUCAACAGUUCAUCAUUUAGAUCCUGGCACUGAAUACGAGUUCAUUGUGAUUGCUUUCAAUGACGUUGGACAAAGUGCGGACUCAAAUAUGGUCAAGACAAAGACCCCAACAAAACCGGAUCCACCAGCUGACUUGGAGGUGGAAAAGGUUUCAAAGGGCAGCGUUGCUUUGAAAUGGAACGCUGGGUUGGAUGGGGGAUUGCCACAACAGUUUAAAGUUCGAUAUAAGGCAGCAGGAGGUAGACAGAAUUUAGUCGAUGUUCAGCCACCGGGAAGCACUUACUCAACAGUUCAUCAUUUAGAUCCUGGCACUGAAUACGAGUUCAUUGUGAUUGCUUUCAAUGACGUUGGACAAAGUGCGGACUCAAAUAUGGUCAAGACAAAGACCCCAACAAAACCGGAUCCACCAACUGGCUUACAAGUAGAUCAUGUUUCACUGGACAGUGCCACUUUAAAAUGGAACGUUGGGUGGGAUGGUGGACGUCCGCAAAAAUUUAGCAUUGGCUAUAAAUCAACAGCGAAUAAACAGGAAUAUAAACACCUAGAUGUUCAUCAAUCCCGGGAUAACACCACAUUUACUGUUGACGGUUUACGACCUGGAACAGAGUACGAAUUCUUUGUUAUGGCAAGCAAUGAAAUUGGUGUGAGUGAGAAAUCCAUUACAGUAAAGGCAAAGACUUCGAAUAAUCCAGCCACAUGGAUGAAGUCACCGGCUUCUGUGAUAGUAUGCAAUGUUGUGCUUAAUAUUUUGAUUACCUGCACUGGUAUACUUGUCGGUACCACAAUUGGCAAGCCAUACCAAGUUAAAGAGAUGUAUGAUUUAGUUCAACGACUGGAUGAUAUCUAUAAAGCUGUUGAAACCGUCGAGUGGCAACAGCAAACUGAUAAAACUACAUUUUCAAAGAAGUUGGAAGAGUACAAGGUCACGUUAUCCCAGAAGGAUAACACUGAGUUUAAACGUAUAUCUAAUAGAAUGGAAGAAGUAAGCCGUGAUAUUUCUACAAAAGCUGACGAAAAAGAACUUAAAGAUGCCAGAAGAAAUUUUGAAGAGAAGUUAUAUAAAAUAAAAGAUAAAUUUACGACAAGAGUCGAAGACGUACAAGAGGAAUUAAGUGCUAGAUUGAAAAAAUUAACUGUUUUCACAGAUGAUUUCAACAGGACUUUGUCAGAAUACAAAACGACAUUUAAAAAAUUUGAACAUGGAACAAAUGAUAAAAUUCAAGAGUUAAAUACAUUAUUAACCAAUUUAAGUUUAACUGUUGAGCUUGACUUGAAAUCAAUGCUCACGAAGGUUGAAGACCAAGUAAAAGCAAUUGAAGAAGCCAAACUGACAGCUGAUAAACUUUUAGGAGGAUUACAAGGUGAUGUAAACAGAAUAAUCCCGAAUACAUUCAACAAAGAGGCUCUCACAAUGGCAUUUAUGGUGUUGAUCAUCUUCGUAUUUAUGCUUGCAUUAUGGAUAUACAAAGUGCAGAAUAGUCUACAUGCCGGUGGUCCUGGAGAACACAGGGAUAUGAAUGCCAAGGAUGUAUUGCAGCGUAUACCACGCCGAGUUCCUCUCAGUAACUCAAUCUGUAUUGUAAGCUUUGAUGAGGCCAGGCAACCCGCACAUGAGGCGCUUGUCAGCUCUGCCUUUCUAACUGUUGGUAACAUCCAGACAAAGUACUUUGUUGUUCGGCGACAUGAACACUUGCUUAACAUGCCAAAAUGCAAGUUCUAUAUUAUGUGUACAGAGUUUUCUGAAAGGCACGUGAUAAUUGAAGAACCCGGAUUAGGACUUGGUGACUUGAAGAGAUGUACAUACGAAACGAUACAGCGAUAUGGAGCUAAAAUGAUAAUUUUGUACACACGUGACCCAGGAUCGAGGAAUCUAGGCGACCAGCUUUACAAUCAUAAGAUCCACUGCGUGUCUGCCCAGCCGGAGCUGUCUUGUCUUCGUGAUCUGGGUCGAUUUUUCAGCACGUAUGACGAGCUUUCGGCAACACAGAAGAAAGCACUAAAUGAUACUGUUGUCAAGUGUCUUCAGUAAAUAUUGUUUGAAAACUUCAGUUAAAAACUGGACGUUUAGCUACUUUUAUGUCAUUUCACAAUGUUUGCAAUUUACUGUUUAUUUGGAGUACUAGAUGUCCUAGUGCAAGGCACUUACAUUAUAUAAUUAUGUCAAUGUUGUUAAAUAAAACUGUUCAGUUUAUCCGAACUUCCUUUAAACAGCAAAGAUACCCAUUUUUGCUAUCUGUGUUAUUGUUCGAUAUUUGUUUAAUGUAUUUCUUUAUUUACGUGACAUCAUUGUACGAUAAAUAAAUAACAUAUUUACUACAAUGUCAUUCAGAUUUGAAUUACAGGAGGCUUAUCAUCACAGAUAUAUUAUACACACAUAUGAGCCGUGCCAUGAGAAAACAAACAUAACGGGUUGAAGAACCAGCAUGGACCCAGACCAGCCUGCGCAUCCGCUCAGUCUGGCCAGGAUCUAUGGUGUUCGCUGUCAAAGCCUAUUGCAAUUGAGAAAUUGUUAGCGAACAGCAUGGAUCCUGACCAGACUGCGCGGAUUACCAGCAAAGCCACUAUGUUGGUUUUUUCAUGGCGCGGCUCAUAUAUCUUUUUCAUCAACACGUUUUUAUAUAACAAAACUGAGGAGCAGUCGCAAAUUGAAAGUUUAAAAGCUCUGAAAAACAAGGUAUUAAGAGUUUAAAAUGUACUACUUUGCAAUUAAGGAGUGGUUUAAAAAUCAGCUAUCACUCUAGAUCAGAUCAAGGAUGAACUAAUUAGCAACUGCUUCUCAGAUUAGAUAAAAAUACUCAAGUCGUACUACAGAGUAAAUAAAAAAAAAUGUUGAUUUAUUUAGUACCUGUUAUAAAAAUGUGUGUGUCAGAUAGACUAUGUGGGAAGUUGUAGCCGGUUGUUGCAUUAUCCGACUAAAGUAUAGCAAUGCGUGUGUUAUGACACUAUGUUUUUGUUUAAAAAGUUUCAAUUGUUUUGUUUACGUAUCACACAUCUAUACGUCACGUGACAAGAGUAGACAAGUACUUUAAACGCAAGUUCUAAGUACGACCCUUUGACAUUGUGAAUAUGAAAUGUCCAGCGUUAUGAUGCAAAAUAUGUUUUUUAUACUUCAACACUUUUUGUAUUUCUACCCUUUAUAUGUUAACAUUAAUAUAUUAAAGUUUUAUCCAUUAUCGUUUGUUUCAAAAGUUUUUAAAGUGAUACAAGCUCAGUAAAACUCAAAUUUUCCAGGCUAUUUUAUUAAAGUUACAUUUGGUGUACACUUUAAUACCAUUAUAAUUAUGAUUUAUUAUAUUUAUAUGACAUGUUAUGUUCUACGGUUGAUUGUUUAUAUAUUUUAGUUAAUGUAUGCUUAUUCACGUUAGUUAAAGUGAUUUAAAAACGCUUCAUUUUGCAAGGGUUUUAGUUGCGUAUGUUACUUUAAAUAAAUGGACUAUUUUUAGCCCACCAUCAUCAGAUGGUGGGCUAUUCAAAUCACUCUGCGUCUGUAGUCCGUCCGUCCAUCCGUUCGUUAACAAUUUCUUGUUAUCGCAUCUCCUCAGAAACCACUUGGGGGAUUUUGACCAAACUUUGUCAGAAUGAUGUAUUGGUACCCCUGAAAAUCAAACUGGUUCAGCAAUUUUUUAGUAAGUUAUGGCCCUUUGUUUAUUUCUAUAAUUUACAUAGAUUUAUAUAGGGAAAAACUUUGAAAAUCUUCUUGUCCAAAACCACAGAGCCUAGCGCUUUGAUAUUUGGUAUGAAGCAUCAUCUAGUGGUCCUCUACUCCUCUACCAAGAUGAUUCAGAUUAUUUCCCUGGGGUCUAAUAUGGCUCCGCCCGGGGGGUCACAUGGUUUAUAUAGACUUCUAUAGGGAAAAACUUUGAAAAACCUCUUAUCCAAAACCACAGGGCCUAGGGCUUUGAUAUUUUGUAUGUGACAUCAUCUAGUGGUCUUCUACUAAGAAUGUUCAAAUUAUCCCCCUAGGGUCAAAUAUGGCCCCGCCCCGGGGGUCACAUGUUUUACAUAGACUUGUAUAGGGAAAAACUUUGAAAAUAUUCUUGUCCAAACCACAAAGCCUAGGGCUUUGAUAUUUGCAAUGUAGCAUCAUCUGUUCUCUACCAAGUUUGUUAAAAUUAUCCCCCUAGGAUCAAAUAUGGUCCCGCCCUGGGGGUCACAUGGUACAUAUAGACUUAUAUAGGGAAAAGCUUUUAAAAACUUCUUGUCAAUAACCUACAACAUUCAAAUUUGGACCAUAUGUAUGGUUUUGAGUAGCAAGAACCUUGACAUCAGUUGACCUAGAUUUUGACCUAGUGACCUACUUUUACAUUUUCUGUAGCUGCAAUCUUCAAAUUUGGACCACAUGCAUAGUUUUGUGCACUGAAAAAACUUUGACAUUGACCUAGUGACCUACUUUCACAUUUUUGAAGGUACAGGCUUCAAAUUUGGACCACAUGCAUGGUUUUAUGUACCGAAACAAACUUUGACCUUUACAUUGACCUAGUUUUGUGUUCUGAAAUAAAAUUUGACCUUGAUUUUGACCUAGUGACCUACUUUCAGAUUUCUCAAGCUACAGCCUUCAAAUUUGGACCACAUGCAUGGUUUUGUGUACUGAAACAAACUUUGACCUUUACAUUGACCUAGUGACCAACUUUCACAUCUUGGAAGGUACAGGCUUCAAAUUUGGACCACAUGCAUAGUUUUGUAUUCCAAAAUAAAAUUUGACAUUGAUUUUGACCUAGUGACCUACUUUCACAUUUCUCAAGCUACAGCCUUCAAAUUUAGAUAACAUGCAUAGGAUUGUGUACCGAAACAAACUUUGACCUUGACAUUGACCUAGUGACCUACUUUCACAUUUUUAAAUGUACAGGCUUCCAAUUUGGACCACAUGCAUAGAUUUGUGUCGUGAAGUGAAAUUCGACCUUGAUUUUGACCUAGUGACCUACUUUCGCAUUUCCUAAGCUACAGCCUUCAAAUUUGGACCACUUGCAUAGUUUUGUGUACCGAAAUAAAGUUUGACCUUAAGAUUGAACUAGUGACCUACUUUCAAAUUUCUCAAACUACAGCCUUCAAACUUGAUGCACAUGCAUAGUUUUGUGUACAAAGAACUUUGUCCUUGAAAUUAAUCUAGUGACCUACUUUCACACUUCUCAAGCUACAGCUUUUGGAUUUGGACCACAUGCAGAAUGUUGUGUACAGAAAUGAAAUUUGACCUUGAGCUAGUCAAUAAGUCUUGAAAUUUGGAACUCUCAAAAGUGGCACAUUGGUGGGCGCCAAGAUCACUCUGUGAUCUCUUGUUAUACAGUAAGUUCAAUGUCUCUUGAUGUCUAAUACUGCUUUUUAUGUGUAUUUUGAUAUUUUUAUUCUAGGUAGUUAUUAUUUAUGUGUUUAUAAUUUUUCAAUUGAUAAAAAGGUUUUAUGUGUAGCGCUGUAUAGACGCUGUAUAGAGCGGCUGUAUACUGUAAUGUUAAAUUGUUUGUUUUAUAUGUAUUAUGAUGUAUACAGAUGAGACAUUAGUAAAAGAAUAAACUAAUGCAUGUUGUAUCCUGUACGUAGAAACUGUAUUUUAAUGUUAAACAUUGAAAAGAGAGCUGAAAAAAGUUCAUUCUUUCUCUUUAAUUUGUUAUCUUAAUAUUGUAAGGGGAUAAUAUAUUUCAUUCGCUACAUAUUAAGCAGUAUCAUGAUUAGUUUUUAAAAUGUAUUGUAUAGUGAUAUUAUUUAGAUGCAUGGGUUUGUAUAAGGUUUAAAGCUUUUGACAACUGGUUACUUCAAGCAAAUUGUACCUAGUACAUACACUCUAUUGUAAAGUUUUAGUUUAAUAAAAUUUUAGUAUUUGGCUCAGCUCAUGAUCAUUAUAAUCUUGACGAUUGAUUACAACAGUGAAUUAUUUUGGUCUUUUCAUGCCCCCACAUUUAUGUAGGAGCAUAUAGUUUUGUUGCUGUCCGUACGUCCCGAAAUCUUGUGUAUUCAACUCUUCUUACACUAUUAGCCUGAUUUGCUUCGAAAUUUCACAGAUGAUCAAGCUUGAUGUGCAGAUGACCAUAAAGGAAGAAACGUUUCCUGUGACUAUUUAAAACUGCCGUUUUAGCUCUUUAAAAGUAUUGCUAAAUAGAAUAGAAUAAAGAGCAAAAUAUUGUGUAUACAACUCCUCCCACACUAUUAGUCUGAUUUGCUUAAAACAUCCACAGAUGAACAAACGUUGUUACAGUCUUAUUUGGAAGCUAACGGUGCCGCUUGCAUAGAGCUAGAUGACUUCUUUAGUGACGAAACUUGGCUUAAACUAUUGAUUCUUCUUUAUGCGGAUGACAUCGUGAUAGUUUCCAAUAAUCCUGUCGUUUUCUAAUAUUGUUUAGACUAUUCUAACAACUGUUGUAACAAUUAAUCCUAAUAAGACCAAGGUAAUAGUAUUUGGUGCCAGAAAUGGCAAUGCUCAUAACUUAAACUAGGCGACCAUCGCCUUGAAAUAAUUGACGCUUAUCACUACCUAGGUUUAACUUUUUCUGAAUCUUGAUGUUUUCUUAAAGCAAGAAGACAUGUUAGACAGCAGGUAAAUACGGCUAUGCAUCUCUUAUUCACACAUCAAACAACGCGGAUCAGACUUAACCAUUAAGUUAUUUAUCAUACAGUUUUGCCCAUUUUAGCAUACGGCUCGGAAGUGUUUGGUUUUGAAAAUCUAGAUCUUCUCGAAAAAGUUAAAAAUGUUUUUAUGAGACGAAUUACCACUGCUAGAAAAAGCACCCCGAAAUAAAUGCUAAAUAGUGAGCUUGGGAGAUAUUCUAUUUAUAAUAAUGUUUAUACGAAAAUGAUUAUCUUUUUGGACACGUUUGAGUGCAUAGAAAUACUCACAAACUUGUAAAACAAAUUUUGAUAGAUCAAUAUAAGCAGUACUGGUACAGCCAAUUACAACAAUCUAAUAAAGGUAGAAUCUAUUGUUCAUUUAAACAUACUUCAGAAUUACGAGAGAUAUUUUAAUAUUCUUCCAAAAGCGUAUUAUUGAUCGCGGCCCGAUGAGGCCGCGAUCAUAUUGACUAGGACAAGUAUUUGCACGCUGGGGAAAAUAUUUCAUGAUGGACCUGUCAAUUCUUUACUUAUGGCUGAAACAGGUCUCAUAAGCGUAAAUACGACUAGCUUCUACUGAUUAUAAAAACAUACCGUACGAUUUGUUGUGAAUUAACUGUUGUUGGCCUUUUAGUAGUUCAACCGCCACCCUUGUUUAAGAGCAACAUUUAAAAUACACGUUUUUUUCAUCCUCAAGUAAUAAGUAAGUAGACUCGCCCAGUUUAAUCAAUCUAGACGCAUAAUCUAACUAUACGAGCGUCUAUUUCACCCGAUUUACACUCGGAACAUUUUCACGCGUUUCGGGGUUUAUCGUAUGUUUAACAUGGGAUUUUUGAACCGUCCAAAGAUGUUGGAAAUGUUUGUCUCAUUGUUUAUUCUUUUUAAUAAAACUGUUACUGCUUU